AUGCAGCGCAGGGCGGCGACUAAACUCUUGUCACGUGCUUUAGCUGCCACAAAGGCGCAAACCACGCGCCUCCCAUCGACUUUAGAUGCCUCUUUGUGUAGAGCUGCAGCGCAGAUGCAGUUUAGCCAGGCUAUACGAUCGCUGACAGUCAACUCAGACUCCAGCUCUACGCCUUAUCGAUUCGCAGCUAUUGCUGGGGCUGCAGCGCUCGCCGGGGCAGUGGGACUCACUGUGGAUGCAGCGCAAUCGGAACCAAUUCCAGACAAGAAGCACGAAAAGUAUGCUGAAGCGGUAGAUACCAUCCGCCAGCAGGUAUCGGAGUUCCGUACGACUCUUAAAAGCUACGAGACUCGUAUUCCCAAGGCUUUUCCUAUCAAGAAAAUUGGAAUUUCCAGGAUCCAUGCCCCCAAUGGCGUAUCGACGAUUCGGAUUGAGUUCGCGUGCCCGACGUUCGUUGAUCACGAAGCAAUCUUAGGUCGGUUCUUGCUACAGCUACAGAAAUUAUCGACACCUGGUUCUCGCCAAGCAGUCGAGGUGAUGCCGGCCCCGCAGGAAAGCUCGACGAAGAAGUCAGUCGUCGAGUCGUAUCAACAACCCGCUGUGACAUACGUGUACGCUAAUGGCUCUGGGUCGUUCCAGUUUUUGCGUGAUACCUCGUCGUUGCAAGCGACUUCGAAGUUCGUUUUCUAUAAGGAUGAGUUCCUCACGCAAGGCGAGAUCGACGCCGUCGUCGGUGCCUACAAGGAGAUUUACUCGUACGCGAAUGUGGACGCGUUCUUCCGUCACGAUCUGGACCAGCGCCGUAGAAAUGCACUUAUUGGACGUGGUAGGAACUCGACUAUUGCCCCUGCCGCCGCAGCUGAUAGCAAGGAAGAGGCGAUUCAGCAGCUACAAGGUCUUGGGAUUGAUGUGUUUGAGCCAACCCAGAACGAAAACAGCUUGACUUGGGAUAGCUUGGCUGGGUACGAAAAAGUGAAGUUGGAAAUUGAAGAUACAGUCGUAUUAGCACUUCAGAAUCCAGAGCUGUACGAACGCAUUGCGCAGAAAACUCGAUGCCGCUAUGAGAGCAAUCGUCCCCGUGCUGUGCUGUUCGAAGGCCCACCGGGUACCGGCAAGACUCUAAGUGCUCGUAUCAUCGCACAGCAAGCUGGGAUUCCCAUGAUCCAUAUCCCUAUCGAGAGUGUCGUAUCCAAGUGGUACGGUGACAGUGAGAAGAAGAUGUCGGCAAUCUUUGAUGCGUGUGAAAAGCUGGAUGGUGCCAUUAUUUUCAUUGACGAGAUUGAUGCACUUGCUGGAGAUCGUUCCGGUGGUACAAUGCACGAAGCAUCUCGCCGUAUUUUGUCAGUUCUUCUUCAAAAGGUGGAAGGUUUUGCCUCAGCCAAAAAAACCACCGUCGUGUGCGCCACCAACCGGAAGCAAGACCUGGAUGCGGCGCUAAUUAGCCGUUUUGAUCUUUCCAUUCGCUACAACCUUCCUGACGAGAAGACCCGCCGUGCUGUGUUUGGCCGCUAUGCUAAGCAGCUCUCAGACGAAGAACUUUCACAGUUGGCCGCCGUGUCCUCGCAGCUCUCGUGUCGAGAUAUUAAAGAGAUUUGUGAGUAUGCAGAGCGCAAGUGGGCGUCGAAGGUCUUGAAGAAGGAAGAGACAGCAGAAUUGCCAACGCUGCGAACCUACAUGGAAGCUGUGAAGAUCCACAUGGGUGGGAUCUCCAGUCACGGACCUCACCCUGACGUGUACGAGGCGUAA
Phytophthora infestans T30-4 is the source of this 1746-nucleotide messenger RNA. RefSeq names its product ATPase. The record is from RefSeq and is a predicted model, not a curated record. Gene Ontology annotation, biological process: proteasome-mediated ubiquitin-dependent protein catabolic process. Gene Ontology annotation, molecular function: ATP binding; proteasome-activating activity; ATP hydrolysis activity. Lineage: Eukaryota; Oomycota; Peronosporomycetes; Peronosporales; Peronosporaceae. The transcript is spliced from 8 exons. Bases 1 to 1746 code for a protein of 581 amino acids. Gene Ontology annotation, cellular component: proteasome regulatory particle, base subcomplex.